AAUUUAGAAAAGAAAGAGAUAAAACCAUUGAAAAAGAGACGGAAAUAAAAAGCAGAAGGAGAAAAGAUAAUAACAAAUCUUUUUUACUUUUAUUACCUAAAUUGUUGCUUUCUGUUUCAUAGUGAUUUUAAAUAAAAAUUUUAUCUAAAAACAUAAAAAUGUAUGCAAAAGGAAAAGGAUCCACAGUUCCAUCAGAUGCACAAGCGAGGGAAAAACUCGCUCUUUACGUCUACGAAUAUCUCUUACAUGUUGGCGCACAAAAAGCGGCCCAAACUUUCCUAUCAGAAAUUCGAUGGGAGAAAAACAUCACGUUGGGUGAACCACCUGGAUUCCUUCACAGUUGGUGGUGUGUCUUCUGGGACUUAUAUUGUGCAGCACCAGAACGUCGUGACACAUGUGAACAUUCAUCAGAAGCUAAAGCAUUUCAUGAUUAUGGAUUUGUUUCAUCUGGGUAUGGCGUGAACGGGAUCGCACAUAAUUCUGGUCCUGCUCCAAGUCCACUUGGUCAAUUACCAGCUAAUGAAGGCUUACCAGGCGGACCAAUGGCUCCUGGAUUCUUUCCUAAUUCAUCGUUAAGACCUUCACCUCCAACGCAUCCAUCGUCACAGCAAUCUCCACAUUCACAACCUGGUGCACCAACACACAAUCAGAUGAUGCCGAACCAACCUUUUAUGGGACCGAGAGGAUAUCCGGGAGGACCAAGAGGGCCUGGAGUUAGAAUGCCACAAGGAAUGGGCAAUGAAUUUAAUGGCCCCCCAGGACAGCCGCUAAUGCCGAACAACAUGGAUCCAACACGUCAAGGAGAUGGCGAAUUUGUAUGGCAAGGGCCUCCAGGAAUGGGUGGAAUGAACCCGCGAAUGAAUCCGCCUCCUAGGGGGCCUGGGAUGGGUCCUAUGGGAAGUUAUGGGCCGGGUAUGCGAGGUGGCCCUCCUAACAGCAAUUUAGGUCCUUCUGGUGGACCAAUUCCACCCAUGAUUGGCGGUCAGAGACCAUGGACACCUAAUACAUCAACACCAAUGAAUUAUUCGUCUUCAUCACCAGGAAGUUACGGAGGACCUCCACCGGGUGGUCCACCAGGUACACCAAUCAUGCCAUCUCCUCAAGAUUCAUCAAACUCGGGCGGAGAAAACAUGUACACAAUAAUGAAGCCAGUUGUUCCAGGCGGUAACAUUGGAGGUGAUUUCUCUAUGGGUGGUGGUGGUUCCGAUGGAUCACAAAUGGGUCCUAUGGGUGGUGUUUUAAAUGGUGACGGACUCGAUGGGAUGAAAAAUUCUCCAGCUAAUGGAUCAAGUGGUGGUGGUGGUGCAGGAGGCCCAGGAACGCCGCGUGAUGAUUCUGGAUCUGGUAUGGGCGACUACAACUUGGGAGGAUUUGGUAGUGGAGGAGGAGAAAAUGAUCAAACGGAAUCAGCUGCAAUCUUAAAAAUUAAAGAAAGUAUGCAAGAGGAAGCAAAACGAUUUGAAAAAGAUAAUGAUCAGCCGGAUUAUUACAUGCAGUAACGAGACAAAAUAAACAGCGAUUCAUCAAGGAUGAUGAGCAUAUUUGAAAUUCCAUCAAGUCGAUUGUACUUUAAACGAUUUUUGUUUGUUUUUAUACCUCAAAAGAUGACAAAAAAGAAAAUAAUAUCGAAGAAAAUAAUUGGAUAUCCUAAGAGCAAAAAAAUAAAUAAAUAAAUAAUAAAAUUUACGUCCUUUUCAAGUUAGUUGCACAUUUAAAAAAACUUUCGUCUCGUGAUAUUGUUAAUACAACACGUCAUUAUCGGUCAAAAUCAUCUCGAUGUGACGUCACAAGACGACCAUAUUCAUCACUAACAACUUCAUCUCUCUCAAUUAUAUUUUGUCUGUUUUAUUGAUCGUGUAAGAUUUCUUAGCAUAAGAUUUAGAAGCAUAUUUUUUAACUUUCUGACUUUCUUUGUGGUAAAAAGUUGAAAAUAAAUAAAAGUAAGAGCCAAUCACAAAUAUUUGAAGUUAUGAAGAUCCACAUGAUUUAUUUGAAAAAUGGGGAAUGGAAUAAUACAAACUAGAACAAAGUGGAAAUUUUAUUGGAAAUGUAAAAAAAGUAAAUUAAUGAUAAUUCAAGUUAUUAAGCGUAAUUAUGAAGUAAAGAAACAUACUUUUCAUGAAUGUAUGUAAUAAUCAAAGUGGUCUCGCAAACGGAAAGAAAUCUACAAGAUUUCUUAUUUUUAUUUUAAAAUCUCUUCCGUUCAAAAUACUUUUAUCGUUUCUUUUUUGUUUUUAAUUUUUGUAAAUUAUAAAACUUGGAUAAUGAAUAAAUUGACAGUAAAUGAAUACAAAAAAUAACUUUUGCAUUCUUUUUAUAGAAUAUAUUCUGAGG
Molecule: messenger RNA, 2334 nt
Organism: Clunio marinus
Lineage: Eukaryota; Metazoa; Arthropoda; Insecta; Diptera; Chironomidae
Source: the annotation of a GenBank genome assembly